UUUUCUCUUGUCAUUACUUGGAAAAAAAAAAAAAGAUGUAAUGAAGCUCCUGGGAAAAUGUGGAUUUUGUUUCCUCCACAUCUGUCCACCAAUGUAGUGAUUGUCCACAAUGAACGAGAAGCGGCUGUGGAAUCCGGAUAUCGUGUGGAGCUCGAUUCAUUCAAUGGUCAACCAUUAACCGGGUACACGAAACUUUAGUGGGAAAGAUUCUGAGCAAUUAGACCAAGGAUCGAUAUAAGAAAGUAGCUGUGGCAUGUGGGUACCCUUCAUUUCGCGGGACCUAUUGUGACUAUUCUAGCAAAAUCGAACUGCUCCCAAGUCCCAACUACCUGCGCCCUGCACAGAACACAGGGACCUCUAAAGAUUCCAUGGCUUCCACUGCAGCAACCUUAUCAUUCUUCACUUCACUCCCCGUUCCAUCUCGCAAACCCCAGCCUACCCUUCCCAAUUCUCCCUUUCCUCGUAAACUGGUAUGUAUUCCAACGCCGCCCAUCGCGGCCGCAAAAAACCCGGUGAAUUAUGGCGUCGCCGGUCUCGUUGGGGCCGGACUGGUUCUGACCGUCAUUGAACCCGCCUUCGCAGUGAACCUACCUCUGGUGGGUGAGCUCAGCGAGCCCGCUAACGCGCUCUCUUUGCCCACCUGGGCUGUCCACGUGUCGAGCGUUGUGGAGUGGGUUACAGCAAUGGCAUUGGUGUGGCAGUACGGGGAGAAAUCUGGGUUUGAAACCUGGAAGGGGCUCUCUUGGGGUAUGGUACCUUUGCUUGGUGGAGCUCUUUGUGCAUGCACAUGGCAUUUCUUCUACAAUGCAGAGUCUCUAGAGGUACUGGUGGCUCUUCAAGCUGCUUUGACUGUAAUUGGUAACGCCACAAUGGCCAUUGCCGCGUUUCGAAUUUUCAGAGAAUCGGAGGAACGUGCUAAGGAUUUUUGAACACACAUGGUUCCAGAUUAUGCACUCUUUUGUGUGCAACAGCAGGAUUCAAACUGCUUCCUCCAACUUGAAGAUGGACUAGAGAUUGAUUUGGUGAGCUGUGAAGUGGAUGGAAGGGGGAAUGCUUUUGUUGGUGAAUAGAGUGUUGACUUAUUCAUUGCUGUAGUAAAAUGGUUGGAUGCAGAUUGAUCAUCAUAGCUGGUGAGUUUGUCAAUCACAGACGCUGAGGCUUUGUAAAAUAUUAAACUACUCAAAAUUUUCAUUUUGUCCUCGUUAUUUUUGUAAAUAUCUUUGAUUAAUAAGUGAGGAAGCAAUUGCAGCCAUGGCUGACAUUCCGUGUUUACUUUUGACAACUUCAUUUAACAUUUGAGCUGUUUAGGUGGCUGUUUGUUUCAGCUUGCAAUCAAACAUUUCAGAAAUGUGGAAGUAGUAGUUUGACUAUUACUUCCAGGGUUAGUUAUCCAUCUCCCGGCUAGAUAAUGUCAAGUUAACUCUCCUGACAGCCAUUUUAAUAAGCCUUUGCAUGCUGCUGCAGUUCAUGGUUGAGAAAAACAUGUGUCUUGUUGGAGUUAUGUAGGGUAGGCAUGAUUAUUGCAGUACAU
Linum tenue is the source of this 1531-nucleotide messenger RNA. Lineage: Eukaryota; Viridiplantae; Streptophyta; Magnoliopsida; Malpighiales; Linaceae. The record is from the annotation of a GenBank genome assembly.